UAGAAAGGGGCGUGAGAUUAUAAAACCGAGGAUCGCUGUAUGUCUUUUUGUACCUUCCACGCAUUUAGUCCCUACCGCCCACGGCCACCAUCUGCUGCUCCCGAAGCAGAGGCUCAUACAACGGCGUCAAGCCUGGAGCUUUAAAGACAACAACGGGGUACCCCGUUUAAAGCACCACGGUUCCUAAGACAUUGGAUUAGCUGAGUGAACUUUAUCACUAAAGCUAAGACCACCGUUGUUGCCGCCAUCCACCAGUCCCAGAAAUCAGAACAAAAUGGUGCAGAACAAGAUCACCGAAGUUACCGGAUUCCAUCGCUCUUUUAAGGGCCAAAAUCCCUUUGAAUCUGAGGAAUUUUCCAAAACAGGAUCCCAUCUCCUUGAAUCUGCCUUCAAUUUUGAUUGUUCCGCCCGACUUGACAUGCCAUCCAGCCAGCCCAUCGAUAUCCCAGAUGCCAAAAAGAGAAACAAGAAGAAAAAGAGAUGCAGGGCAACAGACAGCUUCUCAGGGCGAUUUGAGGAUGUAUAUAAACUGCAAGAUGAGGUGCUGGGAGAAGGGGCCUAUGCCAGAGUCCAGACCUGCAUCAACCAAAUCACCCACAAAGAAUAUGCUGUGAAGAUCAUUGAGAAAAGGCCAGGACACAGCAGGAGUCGUGUUUUCAGAGAGGUGGAAAUGCUGUAUCAGUGUCAGGGGCACAGAAAUAUUCUGGAGCUGGUGGAGUUCUUUGAGGAGGAGGACAAGUUUUACCUUGUGUUUGAGAAGCUGAGAGGAGGCUCUGUCUUGGCCCACAUUCACAAGAGGAGAUACUUCAGCGAGCAGGAAGCUAGCAUUGUGGUGCAGGACAUUGCGAGUGCACUGGACUUCCUUCACAAUAAAGGAAUGGCCCACAGAGACCUGAAGCCUGAAAACAUCUUGUGUGAACACGAGGACAGGAUUUCGCCUGUGAAGAUAUGCGAUUUUGAUCUUGGCAGCGGAAUUAAACUCAACAGUGACAGUUCACCCAUCUCCACUCCAGAGCUCCUCACUCCAUGUGGAUCUGCUGAAUACAUGGCGCCGGAAGUUGUGGAAGCCUUCAAUGAGGAGGCCACCAUCUAUGAUAAGCGCUGUGAUCUUUGGAGCCUGGGCGUCAUCCUUUACAUCAUGCUGAGCGGUUACCCUCCCUUCGUGGGCCGCUGUGGAAGCGACUGUGGAUGGGAGAACGGAGAACCUUGUCAAGCGUGUCAGAACACCUUGUUUGAAAGCAUCCAGGAGGGCAAGUAUGAGUUUCCGGAGAAAGAGUGGGCUCAUAUUUCCUCCAGUGCCAAAGACCUAAUUUCCAAACUGCUUGUGCGGGACGCCAAGAAACGUCUCAGCGCUGCUCAGGUUCUCCAGCACCCCUGGGUACAAGGGGGUGCCUUUGACUGUCUCCCUUCCUCCAUCCUGUUGCAAAGGAAUAGCAGCACUAAGGACCUGACGUUCUUUGCGGGCAAGGCUGUUGCCAUGAACCGGCAACUAGCCGAGCAAGACGACCUAGAAGAACAGCAGCUGCAGGACACCCCUCAGGUCGUUACAGCUGGUGCCACGUCCAUGCGCCUCUCCCCUCCCUCCAACUCCAAACUGGCCAAGCGCAGACAGAGGAGUAGCCUGCUGAAAGGAGCGCCCGUGUCUGCCUCCGAGCUCAGGCAGCUCCUGGCACCACUGGUCAUUGUGGGAGACUGUGCUUGAUCGGUUGAGCUGGGCUCCCCGUGAACAAUUUUCCAAUUUCAAAUGGACAAAGUAUCUGCUACCUUUUGUGCAAAUCCCUCUCCAUUUCUUCUACCCACUUGAAUGGGACCCAGUCCUUUCCUACACAAUGGUUCAGUUUGUGCCUGUUGCAAAUCCAGUUUGCUGCUUUAAGCACUGGAGCAAAAGCUCCUACAGCACUUUGAUCAGCUCUCAACAGCAUGGGAAUUACCUUGAGAGCUCAAGGCAAAUGAACUGAACUCUGUUUAGGACAGAGAUUGGGUUACACAAGCCAUUUGGAAAUUUGUCUAAAGGUAGAGCGUAAAAUACCAGCUCAGACACCAAAGGUCUAAUACCUCCCACCCCCCUUCCCGAACCUCUUUUUGUGCUGCUUCCACGUUACAACUGGAUCCACUGUGAAUUUUCUCUGUGAGAGAUACAACUGCGUUUGUUUUUCAGGAAAGUUCUUCCUGUAUGUGUGUAUGUGCAUAUAUCCCCCUCCCCUUCAGCAGAUACUGAAGAUGCUGGUAUGUGCUUAUGCAACCCUGAUGAAGGCUAUUAUGACUUGCAUUAUUUCAGCAGAGAUCUUGUAUAAGUGGAGCGAAGCUCUGAUAAUAGUGCCUCACCUAACUUAAUGCAUCGCUGUACUUCCCCCACAGCCUUGUAAUUGCAUCAAAAAAUCCCCCUGACCAUUAAGAAUAGCUAGUUUUUUCUCUGUUAUUCAAGCACUUCCAGAGUGUGUCCUUCUAGCUAGACUAUCCCAGCAGUCUGCUUUCGAGACAUAGGUUCCCCUGGUUGAGGAACCGGUAAAUGCAUUUGAUUUAGGGUGUAUGUGAGGUUUUCGCAAGACUCCAAUUGGAAUUGCAGCAUCCGAUGCAUCCAAACUGAUGUUUGGGAAACACAACUAUUUCCUGUAAAUUUCACCCAAAUCUUAUCAAUAACUGAUAAGAGUGACUAUAAACAUUUCCAAGCACAACUGGGAUUGAGUGCACGCUGGGAAGCGACCAGAUGGUUGCACAAGCACACGUCUGCCAAUGUGACUACAUGAAUGACGAUGGUCCGUAUCAGAGAGUACCCCACUUUAAGGGGGGGUGAUUAUGGUACGGAAAUAUCGAACUGUCAGAUUGUGGAUGCCACCAAAAAGCAAACCAUAUAAAUAUAAAGAGGGGAGGGAGAGAUUAUUUUCAAGUAACAUAAAACCAAAAAAAAAAAAAAAAUCGAAAAAGCAUUCCAGCAAAAGUAUUUAAAAAAAAAAAAAUCUAAACAAAAAAAAAAAAAAGUCUUCCAAGAAAAUGUAGCUGUAUGAGUGAAAUGGUCUAAGAAAGUUUACUUGGUUUUUUUUUUUUUAUACGUUAAUGGUUGACUCCAAUACAGAGUGUGCCACACUGAUGUUUCAAACUUUGUUGAGCUUUGUUUAACUUUUUAUUGAAAGAAUAUUGUUUUCUAUCUUAUUUUUAUGCAGGUGCUGUUCAGGUGGAACGUUUUCCUUUUUUAUAGUUUUGUUACUUUAUUAAUGUUGAUUUAAAUGCUGUAAAGAGCGAGAAGAGUGUAUUUGAAUGUGACUGGAGUUAGGGGGAAAAAGGAAGGAUUAAAACGAAGGAAGGAAAAAAGACAGUCAUAUAAUCUGUACAGAUCUGAUGUUUUACUGUUUUUGUUCUUGCGUUGGAAAUGACUUCAGGGUUGUUUAAACUCCCUUUUUCUCUUAGAAACCAUUGGUGGCUUGAUCGUUUUAGUAAGAUGCAACAAUUUUUGCCAAAGUGCGCUCGUUUCUAGAAUCGAAUGCACUGCGGUGUCUGGUAGUGCUGAUCAUGAAUCAGCUUUAGCCUUUCCCAUGCCAAUUCAUAAGACACAGCAUACUUGGUUGAGCUGAGCACAGACCAUCAUUCCCUCUCCGAGGUGCAGAGAACAUUUGAGUCCAGACGUCUGGAUUCAGAUUAAGUCUUUAUAAAUUCUGCAAGCAUUAGUGUCACCAAUGGGAGUUCAAAUCACCCAAGCAUAUGAUCCUGUUGAAUGUUUUCAGAGUGUCGCCCAUUCUGUCGUGUUGCUCUGAGAUGCUUUGAGAAACCUAAUGGCAGUCCUUGUAUUAGAAGGGCCCAUUAUGCUGAUUAUUAUGACACUGAUUGUAACCUUUAUUGAUUUUUUUUUUUUUUUUUCUUUCUUUAAGAAUCUUUUUACAGAUGCAUCUUUGUGGGUUUUUUAUGUCUUAUAGUAAGACUUGAAUUGUAUGUGCAGCAGUUUCCUCAUGUUUUGUUCAGGAAACUACUUUUGCUACGAUGUACAAAUGGCAAACAAAAAAUUUCAUAAGCUGAGAUUUAAAGCAAUCUUUGGUCUGGAAAGUACCAUUUCUGCCACUUCUGUUCAGUAUUUUAUCUUUCUCCUUGGCUUUGGUAUAUUGCAGAUAUCCCAAGUGUUUGUAUUUUCCGAAGAGUCUGUGGCGCUUGGCUGGUCCUCUAAAGCCUGUGUGCCUCUGACAAAAGAUUCACCACUCUCUUACCCAUAAUAUAGUUAUGGGUUGCCUUGAUCUGACUUGGAUUCUCAAAAAAAAUUUGGGGGGGAUGUAGAAAGUUCUCAUUCAAUGUUCCUGUUUUACACAGCCCAAUAUUAGCCAUUACAAACAAGUAUCUUAAUAUGAAGUUCCUUUGUUUUCUUUUUCCCCAACCCAAAUAUUAUUGGGAUAAAAGUAUUCAGGUGCACCAUUGUUGUUGUUGUUUUUUUUAACAAUUUAAUGUGACCCUCUAGUCUGAAGGCUAUUGUUUUUGGGGUUUUGUCGGCAACGCUUAAGAACACUGUUUGUCCAUUUCCAAAUUCCAAACUUUGUCCAAAAUAAUAAUUGGGGAAAAUCUGAAACGGGGUUUCAUUUGGGGCAACAGGUAUAGAUUUAAAAAGCACUUUACUGUACGUGAUUGACUGCAGUUCACUCGAAGCUACAUUUAUGACUGUUGUGACAGAAUUUUGUAUUGUUUUGUACAAAACAAAACAACAAAAAUGCAAUAAAAUGCUUUAAACAA
This is a messenger RNA of Onychostoma macrolepis, 4707 nucleotides long. It is a transcript of the gene mknk2b, whose product is annotated as MAPK interacting serine/threonine kinase 2b. The transcript has 14 exons. Gene Ontology annotation, molecular function: ATP binding; calmodulin binding; calcium/calmodulin-dependent protein kinase activity. The record is from RefSeq and is a predicted model, not a curated record. Gene Ontology annotation, cellular component: cytoplasm; nucleus. Bases 275 to 1702 code for a protein of 475 amino acids. NCBI's taxonomy places the organism in Eukaryota, Metazoa, Chordata, Actinopteri, Cypriniformes, Cyprinidae. Gene Ontology annotation, biological process: intracellular signal transduction; protein autophosphorylation; peptidyl-serine phosphorylation.